This is a messenger RNA of Hibiscus syriacus, 327 nucleotides long. RefSeq names its product DNA replication licensing factor MCM5-like. The coding region runs from base 16 to 327 and encodes 103 amino acids. NCBI's taxonomy places the organism in Eukaryota, Viridiplantae, Streptophyta, Magnoliopsida, Malvales, Malvaceae. The record is from RefSeq and is a predicted model, not a curated record. The transcript has 2 exons.
AAAGCAAAGAAGAAAAUGUCGGGAUGGGACGAAGGAGCAGUUUACUACAACAAUCAGGCUCAAUUCACAGAAGCCUGCGGGGAAGCGGAAGCGGCUGCAGCAUCCUCCACGACGAGCGGCCACUCCGUUCUUCUCAAAUUCAAAGAGUUCAUCAGGAACUUUGAAAAGGAGAAGAACGUUUUCCCGUACAGAGAAAGCCUCGUUAAUAAUCCUAAAUUCCUACUGGUCCAUCUCGAGGACCUUCUCUCCUUCGAUUCCGACCUCCCUUCCCUCCUCCAUUCCGCUCCCUCCGGUUACCUACCUUUGUUUGAGAAGGCAGCUGCGUAG